Etheostoma cragini (Arkansas darter) is the source of this 1188-nucleotide messenger RNA. RefSeq names its product homeobox protein HMX2-like. The transcript has 2 exons. Bases 32 to 979 code for a protein of 315 amino acids. Gene Ontology annotation, biological process: regulation of transcription by RNA polymerase II. Gene Ontology annotation, molecular function: RNA polymerase II transcription regulatory region sequence-specific DNA binding; DNA-binding transcription factor activity, RNA polymerase II-specific. The record is from RefSeq and is a predicted model, not a curated record. Gene Ontology annotation, cellular component: nucleus. Lineage: Eukaryota; Metazoa; Chordata; Actinopteri; Perciformes; Percidae.
AUGAGUUUCGACGACAGAAAAGUGUUCCAAUAUGGCAGCCAGGCGUGAAUGUGCAUCCCGCCCUCAUCUGCCCCCCCAACCUCGCCUAUCAAAAUCCGCUAAACCGCAGUCUUCCGGGUCGCUGAAGAACGUCGCACCUCGCUCCUCUGCGCGCGCUAGUCAGCAGCCGAGGAGCAAUGGUGCUCGGAGCGCGCGGACACGUCGGUGUUUCGGGAAUCUCGGAGGAGCAGAUGAAAUGCCGGGGAACAUGAGCAAAGAGGAUGCCCCGAGCCGGAGCGCGUCUUUGACCUUCACCAUUGACAACAUCCUCAACCUGAAGCAGCGGGAUAGGGGCCACCUGGACGGGGCCAAGCCGCAGAGGGACGGGGGACGGACGGAGGGUUUCCAGACGUGGGACGUCCGGAGGAGGCAUGCCAGCGGAUCACACGAUACAGCGCAAACAAAGCCCAGACUGCACCUAGCGGACUGCGGGGCGAGAAGCCCGCCGCCGAGCGCUGGCUCCGGUCCCGGGGAGCAGAGGGCGCACACCGCCGAGGACGCCUCCGAGGAGCAGCAGCAGCAGCCCAGCGCGGACUCUAAAGCCAUGGCCAAGAAGAAAACGCGCACCAUCUUCUCAAAGAGACAGAUAUUCCAGCUUGAGGCCACUUUUGACAUGAAGCGGUAUCUGAGCAGCUCAGAGAGAGCGUGCCUCGCCAGCUCCCUGCAGCUCACCGAGACCCAGGUCAAGAUCUGGUUUCAGAACCGCCGCAACAAGCUGAAGAGACAGCUGUCCACGGACAUGGAGGGCCCGCUGGCCGCCGAGCACCUCUCAGAGUCGGGCAAAAAUGUGCAAUUACCGACUUUUUACAAAGACGGCAGCCUGCUGGGCGGAUGUUUGAUACCCAUGCCUUUCCCUGUCGUGUACCCGACUGCCACCGCUGCGCCUUACAUCUACUUCUCCAACACCGGGAAGUACUUGGGCCUGUUCGAUGCAGACUGAGGGUUACAGUGUGUGGACAGUCGGACAGUUGGACCGUCUCCCUGUUGGGGACUUCAGAAAAACCUCCCAACUUUGAUGUCAACAUAUCAACUAAUCCACGCAUGUGCCACUUUUUCAACUUCCCCAAAUUAUUAUUAUUAUUAUUAUUAUUAUUAUUAUUAUUUUUCCAAUGCUUAAUAUCUUUUGAAAAGGAAGAUUAUCGUCAGAAA